AUGUCCAAGUUCUUCGAGAUCCCCGGAUCUCACAAACCUACUAAGAAAGGUGAAGAGCAAGCACUGAGCCGCCCUCAAAAUGAGAGCUUAAGUUAUUUCAAUUACGGUUCUACAAAGCGUGUACCCAAAACAUCAUCAAAACUUGACCCCGACAACCCAAACAAGAGUAAACUCGGAACUUUUGAUGGUGUUUUCGUACCGACUACGCUAAACGUGUUGUCGAUUUUGAUGUUUUUGCGUUUUGGGUUCAUUAUAGGUCAGAUGGGCGUGCUGGGAACGCUUUUCCUAUUGCUUUUGAGCUAUGGUAUCAAUCUACUCACAACCUUGAGUAUAUCUGCAAUCUCUACGAAUGGGACUGUCAGAGGUGGCGGUGCAUACUACAUGAUUUCACGUUGCCUAGGUCCGGAGUUCGGCGGCUCAAUAGGUCUCAUCUUCUUUUUGGGACAAAUGCUGAAUAGUGGUAUGAAUGUUGUGGGCAUAAUCGAGCCCAUCAUGUAUAACUUUGGAACCAGCAUUGAUAGCGAAACGCCAGCUCUCUACCCGCUUUUACGGAGAGGAUACUGGUGGGAGUUCGGUUAUGCUUCAUUCAUACUUCUCAUUUGUCUUAUCAUAUCCAUGGUCGGUUCUGCAAUGGUCUCACGAGCUGGGAAGGUGUUGUUUUGGCUUCUACUCUUUUCGACCUUUUCAAUUCCACUCUCCGCGCUUUUAGUGGCACCUUUCAAUGAUGGAGAGGUUAACUACACGGGCCUCUCUUCAGAAACCCUCAAAAUGAACUUGUAUCCUCAGUUUACAAAGCAUGCUGCGGGAUCUUUAUUAAAAGGAAAAGAAACCUUUAAUGAUCUUUUUGGCAUCUUCUUUCCGGCAACAGCUGGUAUCUUUGCAGGCGCAGGGAUGAGUAGCGAGCUGAGAAAGCCUUCCAAGUCCAUCCCCAAAGGUACUCUUUGGGGACUGGCGUUGACUUUCGCUUGCUAUCUUCUUGUCAUUGUAACGAUUGGUUCUUGUGUUCCUCGCGAUUCUCUUCAUAAAGACGUUCAAAUUAUCCAAACCGUUAGUGCGUCUCAGAUAGUAAUACUGGUGGGAGAGUUGUCAACCUCCAUUUUCUCAAUUAUAGUUGGUAUUGUUGGGGCGGCUUACGUGCUUGAAGCGAUAGCGAAGGAUUCCAUCUUUCCUGGUAUCUCUAUAUUUGAGAAAAAGCCGCUCUACUCUGUUUUGUUUUCCUGGUUUCUCACUCAACUGUGUCUCUUUUCGGAUGUGAAUAAAAUUGCCACAAUAAUUACCAUGGCCUUCUUGAUGACAUUCCUGGUAAUGAACCUGGCCUGCUUUUUGUUAGAGAUUUCUUCUGCUCCAAACUUCAGGCCUUCUUUCAAUUACUUUGACCGAUACACAGCUUUUAUUGGUGGCAGUUUGUCUCUCAUUGCCAUGUUCAUCGUUGACAUGAUAUCAGCAGCAGUGGUUAUUCUAACAAUAUCCACAAUUUUCGUGGUGAUUCAUUUCUUCUCCCCACCAAAACCCUGGGGCGAUGUUUCACAAAACAUAAUAUACCAUCAAGUUCGCAAAUACUUGUUACGUUUACGUCAGGAUAAUGUGAAAUACUGGAGGCCACAGAUCCUGUUGUUGGUUGACAAUCCUAGGACUAGUUGGAACUUGAUCAAGUUUUGCAAUCACCUCAAAAAGGGAGGGCUUUAUGUCCUAGGGCAUGUUACUGUUAGCAAAACCUUCCAAGGCGAAUACGAAGAAAUGAGGAGGCAAACAAAGGCAUGGGUUAAAAUCAGGGACAUGGCUAACAUUAAAGCUUUUGUACAAGUUGGGACUGGCCCUACCCUACCGUGGGGUGUUAGAAAUGUGUUUUUAGGCUCUGGGCUGGGGGGUAUGAAACCCAACAUCACCGUAAUAGGUUUUUUCGAUCUGAAAAACUACCACGAAACUCGAAACAAAGCGUCAGAUGCGUUGGAAAGGGGAAAGUACAGUAAGAAUUUCCAGGGACUGAGAGCGGCUCGCAGAGAUGAUGGGAGCGUGGCUGUUGAGAUACCUGAUAAUGUCGGCUUGCUUCCCACUGAUGAUUGUAAAAACGAAAGGAAGAUAAAGGUUCAGCAGUGGGUUCAAAUAAUAGAAGACCUCUCCUUGAUGCACAGUAAUAUUGCUGUAGCGAGAGGAUUUCUAGAUCUUUCACUGCCUAGCAAAGGCGACCAUUCCAAGAAGAAAAGAUUCAUUGAUCUUUAUCCCAUACAAAUGUCGGCGAAAGUCAUCCUCGAAGAAAAUUCCUCAGAAGGCAUCCUUGCCACUAACUUUGACACGUAUACACUAAUUUUGCAGCUCGGUGCUAUUCUGGUCACUGUCCCAUCUUGGAAAAAGACACAUCAGCUGCGAGUUGUGGUAUUUGUUGAGAGUGAGUCAGAGAGACAUGACGAAAACAAGAGAAUUACGAACCUCCUUGGCAUUCUACGUAUCGAGGCUGAGGUAGUGGUGUUGUCGUUAGAUCAAUUCCGGGUAUACAACACCAUUAUAAAGGGGGAUCCAAUCCAAGUGCAAGAAGUUUCAGACGUUUUGAAAGAUGAUCCUUGGUGGGCAGAGCUUGUGGAUGCAAGAACAACCCACAAGACGCGGAGACGUUUUAGCGCUGGUGCCCAUCCAAUGGCAGAAAUUCCAAAGAAUGCAAGGAGAACCACGCCCAAAUACAAUGUUUCGCAACUUCAAAGACUUGGGGUUUCCAUGACUAUGACUUCAAACUUCUUGAAGGCCAACUUGAGCAUUACAGAUCUAUCGGAUGAUGAGGACACUUACAUGGAUCAAGAUUCUGAAGUUCUUGGAGAUUCAUCGUCCAAAAUAAACUCUGACAGGGAGGAUAAUAAUCAAAGGCCAGCUACAAACAGUUCUAGAGACAACUUGCGGCCAAAAACAAGCAGAGUUUCCGAUGAAAGGUCUGUGAGAUCCUUGAUGCCAGUAUUCUCCAGUGAUGCAAUUCCAAAGACAAAAGUCAUCGAGGACGCAAGCGGGGACGAACCUUCUCUUGUACCUGUGGUCGAAGGUGCGGAACUCCAUCCGCCCGCAUUUGACAAACGAACAACCAAGAAUCGGGUACAAACUCCGCUUUCGCCUUGCCAAUCGAGCGAAAGCUUAUUAGCUGAUCUACGAGGGCUGACUUUUAACGAUGUCCCUAGCAGGGCUCAGCAUCUGAUUUUGAAUGACGUCAUGAGCCAGGUUUCAAAAGAUUCUGAUUUGAUUUUUUCAACGCUGCCUAUUCCGCCAUUAAACACCCACAAAAGCGAAGAGGGUAGUCUUGAGUAUGUGGAAAACCUUCACGUGUGGUUGGCUGGGCUACCACCUACAAUGCUGAUAAAUUCCAAAUCUACCACAGUCACCACUGCUUUGUAG
Molecule: messenger RNA, 3372 nt
Organism: Lachancea thermotolerans CBS 6340
Lineage: Eukaryota; Fungi; Ascomycota; Saccharomycetes; Saccharomycetales; Saccharomycetaceae
Gene: VHC1
Product: Vhc1p
Exons: 1
Coding region: 1-3372 (1123 amino acids)
Biological process (GO): potassium ion import across plasma membrane; cell volume homeostasis; chloride transmembrane transport
Cellular component (GO): membrane
Molecular function (GO): potassium:chloride symporter activity
Source: RefSeq, a predicted model, not a curated record